UCCGUUGUACUGUCUUUGACGCGCACCUUAAAGAUCGAAAAAGCAUCGAAGUCCUCAGAUCAUCAGCGAACCGACGGUACCAUUCGCCUUCGUACAGCAGCAGUUGUUAUCUCGACCAUGUCACCACAGAUUAUUCUAGGGCAUUGUUUCUUCUCACAGGAGGACGUUCAGCUCGCCAGCUUGAUCCCAAACAUCAACGAUAUCGACCUGGACACGCUAGAAAGCGUGUUACCAGUGCAGACGACGGACUACACAGUUAGGAAGCUUGAGGAUGUCACUACCGCUAUCAGAGCUACAAAUAGUAGCAAGUUUCAAGCAUUUCUUUCCCGAGUUGCUAGCUGGGAUUCUCAGCGCUCUGCCCAUGCAAACCUUGACCUGACGGCGCAGAAGGGUCGCGUUUAUACCUUGAAAAAGCCAACUCAGUGGUUCAGACGUCUUUGUGAGAGGGAGGAGGUCCGACGAUGGUUGCAGGAACAGAUUGAAUAUGAGAAUGAGGUACAUUUUGUUAUCGGGCUCUACACUUUGUUUGACGCCGCUGCGUCUGAUGACCUGGAGCGGUCAUCAAACCACAGCGGAACGAUAUCAGCCCCCAUCAGCGCUAUCGCCGGUUUACCGCUGUCCCACCCUGCAAACAUCGGGGUUUCUGCGGGUCACGAAGGGGCUCGGGGUACAACCCAUCGUUGCACCGCGCCAGGCGAGCAGAUAUUUGCAAUUCGACUGAAAAAGGUGAAAUAUCGUGCUUGGUAUCCGCAUGAUGUCAAUGAUGCGCACCUAGCCAAGCACAGCCACUGGACUAUGGCAUCCGACAACCGAAGUGCUGCUGAUGAGCAUUCCGAAAUGGUGGCGGUCUUUCUAGACGAGUCUACUGACGAGAAUGAGGAGGCGAUGGCUCCUGGCUUUGUUGAAUUUCAUGUUCUCUCUGAAUCGUGAGGCUAGCUAGAAAAUGAUACAUAUACUUGUUGCCCUCCGCUCUCUUUAGAUCAGAAGCAAACUCCCGGAAGAUGUCUGCAUUGAGCCGCUCAUACUCUCUGUAGUUCUUGGGCCAACCUCCUAGCCGCUCCAUAGCAAGUUUCAGCAGGU
Aspergillus pseudonomiae is the source of this 1080-nucleotide messenger RNA. RefSeq lists its product as uncharacterized. The record is from RefSeq and is a predicted model, not a curated record. The transcript has a single exon. Bases 118 to 930 code for a protein of 270 amino acids. NCBI's taxonomy places the organism in Eukaryota, Fungi, Ascomycota, Eurotiomycetes, Eurotiales, Aspergillaceae.